This is a messenger RNA of Lactuca virosa, 1365 nucleotides long. The record is from the annotation of a GenBank genome assembly. Lineage: Eukaryota; Viridiplantae; Streptophyta; Magnoliopsida; Asterales; Asteraceae.
CCAAGCUCAGCCUGAAAACAGCAAACGACUGGAGUGUGACACUUGGCGAUGACAUUCUCUUUACGAUCGCUUCCAUGUUCCGGAAGCUUCUUUACAAUGGCACGAUGAAAUGCACCUCCUCCAAAUAAUUCUCACGAACCCUACCUCCCUGAAAAUCCCCAAAACUCUUUCAAUCUUCGAUCAAUCAAAAUCAGUGUGUUUAAAUUUAUAGUUAGCGGCAAGAACGAAACAAACGAUGUCUCACUUUGGCCGAUCAGGACCGCCGGAUAUUUCCGACACCUACUCUCUCCUCAUUCUUAACAUUAGUUUCCGGACGACGGCUGACGAUCUGUUCCCGCUUUUUGAUAAGUACGGAAAGGUUGUUGACAUUUUCAUCCCCAAAGAUCGAAGGACUGGUGAUUCCCGUGGCUUUGCGUUCGUUCGUUACAAGUAUGCAGAUGAAGCAGAGAAGGCAGUAGAUAGGCUGGACGGAAGAGAAGUUGAUGGCCGAGAAAUCACAGUUCAGUUUGCUAAAUACGGACCCAAUGCAGAAAGGAUUCAUAGAGGAAGGGUGAUUGAGAAGUCUCCCAGGGGUAGAGGCAGGUCCAGAAGUCGUAGUCCUAGACAAAGAUACCAUGAUGAUGAUUAUUAUAGGGACAGGGACAGGGAGUACAGGAGAAAAAGGUAUGAUGAUAUUGAUGAUAGUAGGGAAAGGGGUUGCAGGUACCAUGGAAGAAGCAGGAGUCGUAGCUAUACCCCUCACAAUCACAACAGGAGUCGUUAUGAUGAUGAGUAUUUCAGAAGGAGUCAGUCUACUGAAAGCCCUGGUCCCCACACCCGUUCACCAAGCCAUAGUCUUGAUUCAAGGAGCCCAUCACCACCACCACCACCGCGUGUUCAUGAUGAGGAGUGAUAGGUGAUAAAAGGUGUCCUCUUUUGAAUGCAUGCAUGUUGGUGGAUUUUUGGUAGGAAGGAUCGGAUCCCUCCAUGAUUAUAGUGAUCUGUAGGAGUUAAGAUCGGGAAAAGAAUAAAGAAAGAUAGUUUGGGGUCGAUGGCUAUGAUGAUGAAAAAUGUUACCUGUUGUUCCUUCUGGGGUAUAAUCUCUAGAUUGAGACCAAUGGCUGUGAUGAUGAUGACGAUGAUGAUAUUGUGACCUGUUGAUGCAGUCAGUGAAUAGUCUGUAGAAUGCUCUUUUUGCAGGGCAUACCAUGCCUGCGCUUCUUCACGUUUAAUCAAUAAUUCUGUCUAGUGAUUAAAGUAAUGAAACAUUAUACUUUCUUUCACUGUUUAAAACAACCAUUUUUUGCCUGGUUUUUGUACAGAAAAACACAAUGUACAUUCACCGUUUUAUCGAUGGAGUGUUAUCUAUACUACUUUAUAAUGCAU